AAGUAAAAUGGAGGACAUUGGAUUGUUAAUUUUUGCGAUUGUUGUAUUAUUUUGCAUUUUGUGCGCAUCAAUUGGAUAUUUGAUGUACAUUUGCGGGGUAACACAAACAAUCGAAGUUGGUGCUGGCGCUCCAGUGAUAGGAGAAGUGACGGUAGCCUACAAAUUCAGAACCGGGCCCUACAAAGAAUGCGGAGAAUUGUUCACUGAAACAUGCAAGUUCGCCCCUUACUGCAAACAAAUUGGGAUCUAUUAUGACGAUCCAAAAGUGAUACCGAAAGAGAAACUUCGCUACUGUGUUGGAGCAAUUCUCAGUGAAGAGGGUGUCAAAGUUGAAAAAGAGCUUGUUAAUACCAUGACAGCUGAGGGAUUCAAAGUGAUCAAACUUCCAAAAGUUGCUCAUUGUGUAAAGACAUCCUUCCCAUACAUAAAUGUGAUGUCCAUAAUGAUUGCGGUGUGGAGAGUGUACCCCAAAUUGUCACAGUAUAUCAAGGAGCAUGCACUGUGUGCAUACCCAAUGAUAGAAAUCUACGAGAAGAACUUCAUUCAGUUCAUGGCACCCCUGUCCCAGCAAGAUGACUUCUUUGUUCCUGAAGCCAAUGAAAACAUUCCUGAAGAGUAUUCAGAGAACCAGGCCGACAUAUCACGUGACGAGUCGAUGUUGGAUUGGACGCGUGAUGAUGUCUCGCGGUCCAGCCGGGAUUCCUCUGCUUCUUCAUUCAGUCGCAGUUAUGUGAGCAGUCGUUAUGAGACGGAUGACUUAACUGAUGAUGAAUCUGAGGACGAAGGUGGGCCAAGUGUUCAGGACGAUGAGGUGAGCUCCACCGUUGACGUGCGUGCAUCAAAGGCAUGCACAAAUCUUCUUGAGGAUGCAGAGAAGCAAGCAAAACUUGUCACUGAGGAAGAGAUUCUCAUGACGGACGAUAAGGAUGAUCUUAAGCUGAGCGCCGAUGAUUCCCUCAACAUUAACAAUGAUUCUGGGGUCUGCUCUGGUCGCACUUCUGCUAGCCCCAAUGAGUCGACCAACAUGGGCCAUGUAUCGGCUGCUGCUGAAGCUGAUGGCAAUGAAUCUUCUUCAUCUUUCGAGGAAAUCCAUGUGGACAGUGUCAAUGAGGCCAUGUCUCUUUCCACUGAGGCUUAGGUUGUUUUGUUGAUGUGAUUGUUGUUAAGGGUAUUAUUUCACAUGUUUUCUGUUAACCACAUGUAAAUGAAUCUGAACGUUAAAUCUGUUUUGUUUUAAACCUUGUAAAUGUACACACACAUUUCUUUUAGUGUGUCAGAACAAAGUAUUUUUUCCUAAACAUCACAAACAUUUUAAAGAACAAUUAAAAUUGUUAAGCUAUCACUAUUUCAUACAAGUAGUAAAAGGGUGCUAAUAGCAUCAAGAAACCUAUGAGGCAGGCUGUCUUAUGUGCUUACAUAGAUUUGGGCUUUAGCAAUAACUGCUUUUUAUGCCCCCCCCCGAUCGAUAGAUCGGGUGUAUAUUGUUUUUGGCCUGUCUGUCUGUCUUUCUUUCUGUCUGUCAUUCUGUCCCAAAACUUUAACCUUACAGUAAAGUUUUGCAAUAACUUUUGAUAUAUUGAACAUAGCAACUUCAUAUUUGGCAUGCAUGUGUAUCUCAUGGAGCUGCACAUUUUGAGUGGUGAAAGGUCAAGGUCAAAAUCAUCCCUCAAGGUCAAAGGUAAAAAAAAAACACACCAAAACUUUGCCCUACAGUAAAGUUUUGCAAUAACUUUUGAAAUAUUGAACAUAGCAACUUCAUAUUUGGGGGGCAUGUGUAUCUCAUGGAGCUGCACAUUUUCAGUGGUGAAAGGUCAAGGUCAAGGUUAUCCUUCAAGGUCAAAGGUAAAAAAAAAGCGGCGCAUUAGGGGGACAUUGUGUUUCUGACAAACACAUCUCUUGUUUUGUGAUAAAUCUGAAAUUCAAAUACAUCACACAUAUAUAGUUCUCAUGAGCUGUGAUUUGCUAUUGCAAGGGUUAAGCGCAUAUGUAUCAAUAUUGUAUACCAGAUUGUUUAAAUGGUGUAUUGUGUUUUUGUAUAAACUUUAAAAUGUAAAGGUGUAACAGUUAUGGAAAUGGAUGUAUUGUAAAAUGUUUGUUAUAUUUAACAUAGAGGUUGUAAUUUAUAUGUAAAUAAAAAAUGUAACUUUAAAUAAUUUCAGCAUACAUGGUUAGUAAAACAAUAUUUUAAAUUCCCUGUGCAAGUUUUUCACAGAACUCCUUACAGAAAUAUUAAUUAUAAUGGUACUUGAGUUUAAUUUUCAGUCAAAUAUGGAUUUUGUGUUUAAUAUUUAGUGUUCAUCAAUCUGAAUCACUUCCCCAAAUGUAUGCAUAAAGUCUUUCACAUUCCAUAAUGUUAAUUCAGGUAAUUUAUAGAGUCCUUCUAAAUGUGAGACCAGUACAUGUUCAAAUGUUACCAUGUUACUUUAUUGUAUUACCUAGUAAAACCUGUUAGCACUAUACAAGUAAACUUCUAAACUGGUUACCAGUGAAUUGCUAUCAAUUCACUUGUUUAUUGUUGGGUGGUACAUGAACAUGCAUAUCGUUGUUAGAAAAUUUGUUACGAUGAAAAGUAUAUGAAGUUCUAGAUAGCAUUGUUGUGUUUGUAAGUUGCAAGUUAAAUGAUUGUUUAACCCACUUUUUUAUGAUCACAUUGGAAUGUAAAACACAAAAAGGUAGUGUAUAUUUAAAAGGCCUUGAAAAGAAAACGUUUUUUGUUCAAUUUUGUUAACACUUGUUUUGCUUUGUUCUUCACAAUGUAAUACUGCUGACCUGACCACAUUGCAGUUGAGAUUAGAUGUAUUGUGUUCAUUAUUGCAUGCCAGCCAUUUUUGGGACUUUUCGUUUUAUAUAAUACUGAACAUAAUUUUUGCAAAUACUCAUUCAAAAUGGUUAAAAAUGCUUCGUAAACCUUGCCGUUUCAGUCUAAAAUUAGUUUGUGUUUUGUCAUUUACCUUGGAUAUCAACGCAUUUAAUAAAAUGUACUGUUCAAUGCAUGACAUUUCUUAGAGAACAUGUUGUUGAUUUUGUGAAUUGUUUGGGGUCAGUUUAUAAAUAAUUCUAAUUGAACAACAAUUUAUGUGAAUUUCUGUGGCAAAAUAUAUUAUUUAUUGCUUUGAAGAAUAUUUCAUAUAAUAAUUGAAAUAUAUUUGAAUGAGACUGAUACACAUGUAUAUGUACAUGUAUGGUUUGGCAAUAGUGAGAAAAUAUGCGUACAGUGAAACACAGUUGUUUGUGGUAUAACAUUGUGCACAUUUAUGUUUCAAAUACCUGAUUAUCCCCACGUUUUUCGGAGAAAAAGUCGGGAUAUUGUGGUGAUGUGCGUCUGUCCGUUGGUCUGUCCGUCCUGGCCACCUGCUCCUCCUACACUAUUAGCACUAGAACCUUGAAACUUACAAACAUGGUAGCUAUGAGCAUAUGUGCGACGGUGACAGUGACGGAAUUUUGAUCUGACCCCUGGGUCAAAAGUUAUGGGGGUUGGGGCGGGCCGGGUCAGAGAUUUUCACUAAUUUUUUUAAUGUUAUUAUGCCCCCCUUCGAAGAAGAGGGGGUAUAUUGCUUUGCUCAUGUCGGUCUGUCGGUCGGUCUGUCGGUCGGUCCGUCCACCAGGUGGUUGUCAGACGAUAACUCAAGAACGCUUGGGCCUAGGAUCAUGAAACUUCAUAGGUACAUUGAUCAUGACUCGCAGAUGACCCCUAUUGAUUUUGAGGUCACUAGGUCAAAGGUCAAGGUCACGGUGGCCAGAAAUAGUAAAAUGGUUUUUGAAUGAUUACUCAAGAACGCAUACGCCUAGGAUCAUGAAACUUUAUGGGUAGAUUGAUCAUGACUUGCAGAUGACCCCUAUUGAUUUUGAGGUCACUAGGUCAAAGGUCAAGGUCAUGGUGACCCGAAAUAGUAAAAUGGUUUCCGGAUGAUAACUCAAGAACGCAUACGCCUAGGAUAAUGAAACUUCAUGGGUAGAUUGAUCAUGACUCGCAGAUGACCCCUUUUGAUUUUGAGGUCACUAGGUCAAAGGUCAAGGUCACGGUGACCCGAAAUAGUAAAAUGGUUUUCAGAUGAUAACUCAAGAACGCAUACGCCUAGUUUCAUGAAACUUCAUAGGUAGAUUGAUCAUGACUUGCAGACUACCCCUAUUGAUUUUGAGGUCACAAGGUCAAAGGUCAAGGUCACGGUGACCCGAAAUAGUAAAAUGAUUUUCGAAUGAUAACUCAAGAACGCUUUUGCCUAGGAUCAUGACACUUCAUUGAUCGUGACCCGCAGAUGACCCCUAUUGAUUUUCAGGUCACUAGGUCAAAGGUCAAGGUCACAGUGACAAAAAUCGUAUUCACACAAUGGCUGUCCACAACGGACAGCCCAUAUGGGGGGCAUGCAUGUUUUACAAACAGCCCUUGUUUCUUCAUUUCUACACAGAUUCACUUCAAAUUGAUACUGAACCUCUCUUAUGACAAUACGGUCAAUCUCAGCUAUGCAUGGCCCCAUUACCAACCCUGGGGCGCCCCGCCAACAUAGGCCACGCCCACCCAAAAUUGCCUUUUACUAUAAUUUCUUCAUUUCUACACCGAAUCACUUCAAAUUGAUACUGAACCUCUCUUAUGACAAUACAGUUAAUCUCAACUAUGCAUGGCCCCAUUACCAACCCUGGGGCGCCCCACCCACAUAGGCCACACCCACCCAAAAUUUCCUUUUACUGUAAUUUCUUAAUUUCUACACCAAUUCACUUCAAAUUGAUACUGAACCUCUUUUGUGACAAUACAGUCAAUCUCAACUAUGUAUGGCCCCAUAACCAACCCUGGGGCGCCCCGCCCAUAAUAGGCCACACCCACCCAAAAUUGUCUUUUACUAUAAUUUCUUCAUUUCUACACCGAUUAACUUCUAAUUGGUACUGAACUUCUCUUAUGACAAUAUGGUCAAUCUCAACUAUGCAUGGCCCCAUUACCAACCCUGGGGCGCCCCAGGGCCAAACAUGCGGCGUGGGGAUACGCGUCAGCCUCUGCCGCGCCAUUUCUAGUAUUAGACUUAAAUCUUAUCUAUAGUAAUGGCAAUAUAUUUUAUAAACAAUACUGCCAUUUGUGAUGUAGUUUAAAACAAAAUUGCAGUUUUCUGUUUAAAUGUAUUGCAAUAUUUUGUCGGUUCUAUGUUUGGAAAUUUAAAGGCUAUAUGGACAAUGUCAAAUUAUUGAAAGGUAAUAAUUAGUUGUAAGUGCUAUUGAAUUUCAUUCAUAAAAAAUGCAAUAUUGUUUUAACCUUACUUGUAAAAUUUUAAUAAAUAAACUAGUGCAAAACUAAUGAAUGUAUGUAAAGAAGCAUCACUUAAUAUUGUAAUUCUUUAUUGCAGUGAAUAGCACUGUUAUCAUUGUGAUGUAAAAUAUAUGUGAAGUCAUUUUACAGCUUAACUGAACCAAGUAUAGGGGCCAUUAAUUCACUAAUAAGUUGUGUGUUAAAUUUUCUGCAUGUAAUCAUAAAAAAAUUAUAGGGAAAAAGGACAUAGUACAGGUGUAGUAAGACCUACGAAAGUGAAAAAAAAUAAUAUCACUGACUUAAAAUAUUAUCAAUAUACUUUCCAACAUUAUCAUGUUCUUCUAUUUUACUAGAUUCAGUCACAAAAACUAAUUCCUAAAAACAGAUAUUUUUAUUAUCCCCACGCUUUUUGAAAAGCGUGCUGAUAAUAUUGUUGUUAUCUCCGCCGUUUGUCGGUCUGUCCGUCCUGGCCACUAUCUCCUCCUACACUAUAAGCACUAGAACCUUGAAACUAACACACAUGGUAGCUAUGAGCAUAUGUGCGACCCUGCACUAUUUGGAAUUUUUAUCUGACCACUGGGUCAAAAGUUAUGGAUGUUGGGGUGGGGCCGGGGCAGAGAUUUUCACUCAUUUUUUAAUUUUAUUUUCUUUAACAUUGGCCAUAAAUUUGCAAUAUUGAAGAUAGCAACUUGAUAUUUGGCAUGCAUGUGUAUCUCAUGGAGCUGAAAUGAAGAUAGCAACUUUAUAUUUGGCAUGCAUGUGUAUCUCGUGGAGCUGCACAUUUUGAGUGGUGAAAGGUCAAGGUUAAGGCCAUCCUUCAAGGUCAAAGGUCAAAAAAAUCAAAUACAAGGGAAGUAAUAAGCUUUAAAGGGAGGUAAUUAAUGAACCUGCCAAGUGAUUUUUUUAAAAAUAAAUCAAAGCGGCGCAGUAGAGGGCAUUGUGUUUCUGACAAACACAUCUCUAGUUUUAUGUUAUUUUCAUUUACUUCUUCAUUUCUACACCCAUUUACUUCCAAUUGAUACUGAACCCCUCUUAUGACAAUACGGUGAAUUUCAACUAUGCAUGGCCCCAUUACCAACCCUGGUGCGCCCCCUGGGUCAAACAUGCGGCGUGUGGAUGCACGUUGGCCUCUGCCACACCAUUUCUAGUUUUGACUGCAUUUGAAGAUAAAUGUAUUCGUGCUAAAAAGUCAGUGUCAGGUAAAUGUUUGUGAGCUAUAAUUUAGUUUUUUAUUGUACAGAAGUGUGUGUCUAUUUCCCCAGAGUGCAUUUGCCAAGUCUUUGGCUAUAACCAACCACAAUUUGCUAUUCUGCCUGUAGUGUAGUGUUGAUCUGUUAUAGAUGUCAUCACGAUUGUUAUAUGUUCUCACAUAAGCAGGAAUCACAGUUAUAUCCAUUUAUCAUUAGUUGUAUAUAUUUAUUAUUUGUUAUUUACCGUUGUUGAAGGAAUUCUUAUAUCCAUCAGAUUUAUAUGUGGAGCAUUACAUUUUAUAUUCAUUAUUUUUCAUGUAUUCAGGUUUGUUGUUUGUUGUUGUUUCUGCAAGGAUAACAUUGAGCAUCCAUGUUGAUUAUUGCAAAUAGCUGCUUGCUUACUUUAUAAACAAUAAAGGAAACUGCAACUAUAA
This is a messenger RNA of Dreissena polymorpha, 6857 nucleotides long. Its product is annotated as testis-expressed protein 264-like. The transcript has 3 exons. Gene Ontology annotation, biological process: protein-DNA covalent cross-linking repair; reticulophagy. The record is from RefSeq and is a predicted model, not a curated record. NCBI's taxonomy places the organism in Eukaryota, Metazoa, Mollusca, Bivalvia, Myida, Dreissenidae. Bases 8 to 1138 code for a protein of 376 amino acids. Gene Ontology annotation, cellular component: autophagosome membrane; nucleus; replication fork.